CUCCUUGGCAACAAGAGAUACCCCCUCUCGCCGCCCCCCCCCCUUUCCUUUUUCCUUCUGGUUCUGAACGUGAAACCCUGUUGGAAACAGGUCUCUUGACCCUCGCCCUUGACAUUCAAAUGGCUGAAUGGAGGAGAGAUUGCUACUCGCACGUCUUGGGGGCUGCUUUUCCCCCCCUUCUCUCUCUUUUCCUUUCAAAUGAGUAAUCCCUGAAGAUCUUAACCCCCCAAUUUCAUCACCCUCACCCCCCCCUUUAUUUUUCUCUCGCCCUCUUCGCUCUCCCGCCUGCUUUGCUCCUCUGUGCUACCCCCUCCUUUUUUAUUUGCAUCUCAAGUCCAAAAGGCAGAAAAUACACACGCGGCGAAGACACCCGGGCAGCCGUGGAGGCUCCGGCCGGUCCCUAGUCGUCAAUUACCUCACUGUGGAUCUGCGAGGGUCAAGGUGGCCGAAACUGCCCGGGCGCUGGCCAGAGAGAGCCUUUUGAUCAUCUGGGGGAGAGGGGGGAAGGACUGAUUUUUUUUCCCCCCCCCGUCGCUCUUGGGAUCGCUCUUCUGCCUUUAUUUUAUUGUUUUGGACAUUUUUGAGCACCGUGGCUUGGACAGUGCUUUUUGUUUCAUUGCUAGGCAUUAAUAUUUUUUUCCUUCUUCAUCCCUCUCUGGCCACUAUGGAAUUCUAAACUGAACCAUGUUUGGAUUGAAGCCACCUCUGUAUUACUUACCAGGCAUGAGCCAUGAGCCCAAGUCCCCUUCACUAGGGAUGCUUUCCACCGCGACCAGGACCACCGCCACCGUCAACCCCCUCACCCCUUCGCCGCUCAAUGGCGCCCUGGUGCCCAGCGGCAGCCCGGCCACCAGCAGCGCGCUGUCGGCCCAGGCCGCCCCGUCCUCCAGCUUCGCCGCCGCGCUGCGCAAGCUCGCCAAGCAGGCGGAGGAGCCCAGAGGAUCUUCACUGAGCAGCGAGUCGUCCCCUGUGUCCUCUCCAGCCACCAACCACAGCUCUCCCGCCAGCACGCCCAAGCGCGUGCCCAUGGGCCCUAUCAUCGUCCCUCCUGGGGGCCACAGCGUCCCCAGCACGCCCCCCGUGGUGACCAUCGCCCCAACCAAAACCGUCAAUGGCGUCUGGAGGAGCGAGACCCGGCAGGAUGCCAGCUCGAGGGGCAGCAGCAGUGGCCGGGAGCGCCUCAUCGUGGAGCCCCCACUGCCCCAGGAAAAGGCAGGGGCCCCAGCCAUCCCCUCCCAUUUGCUCAGCACCCCCUACCCCUUCGGCAUCUCCCCUGGCUCUGUUGUGCAAGAUUCCCGCUUCCCGCCGCUCAACCUCCAGCGGCCUGUGCACCACAUCGUGCCCCCCAGCACGGUGACCGAGGACUACCUGAGAAGCUUUCGUCCCUACCACACCACUGAGGACCUCCGCAUGUCCUCCCUGCCUCCCCUCGGCCUAGACCCAGCCACUGCUGCCGCCUACUACCACCCCAGCUACCUGGCCCCACACCCUUUCCCCCAUCCGGCCUUCAGGAUGGAUGACUCCUACUGCCUGUCUGCCCUGAGGUCCCCGUUCUACCCCAUCCCCACCCCCGGUUCCCUGCCCCCGCUGCACCCGUCAGCCAUGCACCUCCACCUGUCUGGGGUGCGCUACCCACCAGAGCUCUCCCACUCAUCCCUGGCAGCACUGCACUCUGAGCGCAUGUCCAGCCUCAGCGCAGAGAGGCUGCAGAUGGAUGAGGAGCUGAGACGUGAGAGGGAGCGUGAGCGUGAGCGGGAGGCCGACCGUGAGCGGGAGAAGGAGCGGGAGCGGGAGAAGGAGCGGGAGCGUGAGAAGGAGCUGGAGCGGGAGCGGGAGCUGGAGCGCCAGCGGGAGCAGCGGGCCCGGGAGAAGGAGCUGCUGGCCACCAAGGCGCUGGAGCCCAGCUUCCUGCCUGUGGCUGAGCUGCACGGACUGCGAGGCCACGCCACUGAGGAGCGGGGCAAGCCCUCAGAGCAACUGACCCCCACCCGAGCAGAGAAGCUGAAGGAUGCAGGCCUGCAGGCACCCAAGCCUGUGCAGCACCCCUUGCAUCCUGUGCCCACCCCGCACCAUGCCGUGCCUGGCCUCGUCUCCAACCAUGGCAUCUUCUCCCUGCCGGGCAGCAGUGCAGCCACAGCCCUGCUGAUCCAGCGCACCAACGAGGAGGAGAAGUGGCUGGCACGGCAGAGGCGGCUGCGGCAGGAGAAGGAGGAUCGCCAGUCUCAGGUGUCGGAGUUCCGUCAGCAGGUGCUAGAGCAGCACCUGGACAUAGGCCGACCCCCGGCGCCAGCAGAGGUGGAGCAUAGGCCUGACAGUGCCAGGCCUGGACCAAACCGUCAUGAGCCAGGCAGCCGAGACCCCCCACAGCACUUUGGUGGACCACCACCCCUGAUCUCGCCUAAGCCCCAGCACACUGCGCCCACAGCCUUGUGGAACCCAGUAUCUCUGAUGGAUAAUAGCCUAGAGACCCGGCGGGCUGAGAGCCACUCUCUGCACAGCCACCCGGCUGCCUUUGAGCCCAGCCGCCAGGCAGCUGUGCCACUGGUGAAGGUGGAACGGGUCUAUUGCCCAGAGAAGGCAGAGGAGGGGCCACGGAAGCGUGAGGCCACACCCCUGGACAAGUACCAGCCACCACCCCCAAGGGAAGCAGGGAGCCUGGAGCACCAGGCCUUCCCCCCUGGGCCUGGACCCUUCCUCACUGAGCUCGAAAAGUCUACCCAGACCAUCGUAGGCCAGCAGCGGGGCCCCCUCCCACAGGUGGCACCCUUUGGGGAACUCAGUGGACCCCUGAAGCCUGGCUCACCCUACCGGCCCCCAGCACCACGGGUCCCUGACCCCAGCUAUAUCUACGACGAGUUCUUGCAGCAGCGGCGGAGGCUGGUCAGCAAGCUGGACCUGGAGGAGCGCAGGCGGCGAGAGGCCCAGGAGAAAGGGUACUACUACGAUCUGGACGACUCUUACGAUGAGAGCGACGAGGAGGAGGUCAGGGCCCACCUGCGUUGCGUGGCUGAGCAGCCACCCCUUAAGCUGGACACAUCCUCUGAGAAGCUAGAGUUUUUGCAACUUUUUGGCUUGACCACCCAACAGCAGAAGGAGGAAUUGGUGGCCCAGAAGCGGAGGAAGCGGCGGAGGAUGCUGAGAGAGAGAAGCCCAUCGCCUCCGGUGGUGCAGAGCAAGCGGCAGACACCUUCACCGAGACUGGCCCUGUCCACCCGCUACAGCCCAGAUGAGAUGAACAACAGCCCUAACUUCGAAGAGAAGAAGAAGUUCCUGACCAUCUUCAACCUGACCCAUAUCAGCGCCGAGAAGAGGAGAGACAAAGAGAAACUUGUUGAAAUGCUCCGUGCCAUGAAGCAGAAGGCACUGUCAGCAGCAAUGGCAGACUCCUUGACAAACUCUCCGAGGGACAGUCCUGCUGUCUCCCUGAGCGAACCAGCCACACAGCCAGCCUCUCCGGAUACAGAUAAGCCUGUUGCUACUUCCUUGUCUGAUGUCCCAAAGGCCGUGGAGUCUGGGAAACUGGAACAGCUCCGGCCCCAGGAGCCAGCCCCUGCCAGUGGUGAGAAGGCCAGGCUGAGUGAGGCCCCCGGGGGCAAGAAGAGCCUGAGCAUGCUUCAUUACAUCCGGGGCACUGCACCCAAGGACAUUCCUGUGCCGUUGUCCCACAGCGUCAACGGGAAGAGCAAACCGUGGGAGCCCUUCAUGGCAGAAGAGUUUGCACAUCAGUUCCACGAGUCGGUGUUGCAGUCCACCCAGAAGGCCCUACAGAAGCAUAAAGGGAGCGUGGCUGUGCUGUCUGCAGAGCAGAACCACAAAGUUGACACAUCCGUCCAUUACAACAUUCCUGAGCUACAGUCCUCCAGCCGGGUCUCUCUACCCCAGCACAACGGGCAGCAGGAGCCCCCCACAACAAGGAAGGGGUCCCCCACCCAGGAGAUGGACCAGGACUCAGAAGAUGACGAUGAGGACGAGGAUGGAGAAGAGGACGAAGAAGCCCCCCGGCGCAAGUGGCAAGGGAUUGAGGCAGUUUUUGAAGCCUACCAUGAACAUAUAGAAGAGCAAAAUCUGGAGCGGCAGGUGUUGCAGACGCAGUGCAGACGGCUGGAGGCCCGGCACUGCAGCCUCAGCCUAACAGCUAAGCAGCUCUCCCUCAGCGUGGCGGAGUUGAGGAGCCAGAAACAGAAGAUUGUCUCAGAACGGGAGCGGCUCCAGGCGGAACUGGACCACUUACGGAAGUGCCUUGCCUUGCCUGCAAUGCAUUGGCCUAGGGGCUACUUUAAGGGAUAUCCCAGGUGACGGUUUCCCUUGCACUAGGCUGAACCUAUAGUAUAGAAAUAUUAUCUAUUUUAUUACCUUGAAUAUUUAAUAUUUUUCACUGGGAGGUUUGAAGCUUAAAAACUAAGAAUGUGCCAUGCAUGAAGCAAAGGAUUCCAGGCUCCAGAAAAGAAGAAC
This is a messenger RNA of Otolemur garnettii (small-eared galago), 4452 nucleotides long. It is a transcript of the gene GSE1, whose product is annotated as Gse1 coiled-coil protein. Bases 685 to 4296 code for a protein of 1203 amino acids. The transcript has 16 exons. The record is from RefSeq and is a predicted model, not a curated record. NCBI's taxonomy places the organism in Eukaryota, Metazoa, Chordata, Mammalia, Primates, Galagidae.